AGUGUCUCCUCCUCCCCGCCCUGCAGCGACCCGAAAGGGACAAGAGGUAAAAAAUGGCUAGAUGGAAGUGCCAGCAACAGUGUCUCCUCCUCCCCGCCCUGCAGUGACCCCGAAAGGGACAAGUGGUAGAAAAUGGCUAGAUGGAAGUGCCAGCAACAGUGUCUCCUCCUCCCCACCCUGCAGCGACCCCGAAAGGGACAAGUGGUAGAAAAUGGCUAGAUGGAAGUGACAGCAACAGUGUCUCCUCCUCAGGGGCGCCGAAAAGGGGGGGGUAAAGGAGACGGAUUAUUGGGGCCCAUGAUGGAGAGGGGCCCAGAGAGGCCCCUAAUGAUGAUGAAAUUAUAAUACAGAAAAAAUAAUGUCAACUGUGAUGCUGUUCUUCUUUCAAAAAUAAUGUAUGUAAAAUAGCAUCAAAAAAUGUUGCCGCUGUGUCGGGGGCCCUGUAAAGAUUCUUUUCAUGGGGCCCAAAAUCCCUAGCGGCGCCCCUGCUCCUCCUCCCCGCCCUGCAGCACCACCAGUGCAGCCGCCCACUCACAGCAAGGGCGCCCCCUGGUGGUGAGCCAUCGCACCGGCCAGCCUUCUCGCCUUCCUCCGACCGUGCAACCCCAAUGUUUCUUCCGGACCCGGGAGAUGUAAAGACUCUCUUUUCGACGUGUAUUUCCACUUAGGAGCCCGGAUCCCUUCCAGCUGGCUCGGAUGCUGAGAUGCCUUUGACGCGCCGCCUAUCUCCCCGUUAAACAAGCAGGCGCUAAGCUCGGAAUCAAACAACGAGCUGCUUUUGAGCCAUUUCAGGAGCGUGGACAUGUUCUGAAGGAGCGGCGGAAUGAAGGCGGCGAGAAGACCGAGGCAGACGCUGCUCCUCCCCCGGCUCUGCGUCGCUGCUGUCGGUCUGCUUGCAGCCGCCUGGCUGGUGCAUCCCGGUGAUGUCUCAGCCUCUCAUGGACCCACUGGAGAUGGUGACAUCUUCUUAUCCAAAAAGGAGGUCGCCACACAGAAAGAUAACAACCAAAGCACAGACUCAAAAUCUGCAAUCAGUGAGUUUCCUAAAGACAUCUUUAGUCUGGAGCAGAGGAGAGAGGGAGCCGUCAUCCUCCAUGUGCUCUGUGCUAUCUACAUGUUUCAUGCACUGGCCAUAGUGUGUGAUGUUUAUUUUGUGCCCUCACUGGAAAAAGUCUCAGAGAACCUGCAACUCAGCCAGGAUGUUGCUGGGGCAACCUUCAUGGCAGCUGGCAGCUCUGCCCCUGAGCUCUUCACCUCCUUGAUUGGAGUGUUUAUCACAAAAGGGGACGUGGGUGUGGGAACAAUCGUGGGAUCAGCGGUCUUUAACAUCCUGGUCAUCAUUGGCCUCUGUGGCAUCUUUGCAGUACAGCCAAUCUCUCUGAGCUGGUGGCCUCUGUUUCGCGAUGCUGUCUUCUACAUCUUUUCCAUCAUCGUGCUCAUCAUAGUGAUCUACGAUGAAAAAGUCCAGUGGUGGGAGACAAUUGUCCUGAUCUCCAUGUAUGGACUAUACAUCAUUAUCAUGAUGUUCAAUGGCUCCCUGUGCAGCCUGGUAGAGAGACACUGCAGUCCCAGAGGUCAGCCAUGUUUGAGCAGCCUGCGCCGUGCAACAGCGGUGGGGAAUGCCGGAGACUGUGACGCCGAUAUUGUGCCACUCAAGUCAGACUCUUGCGCGGUGGUCGCUCAAAACUCAGGGGUGGUGAUGGUGGAUGAGCUGCUCAACCUGCAUCCUCACCAGCUCACCUUCUCAGAGGCAAGCCUCCGCCUUCUCAUCACCUCGCAUUUCCCCCCCUACACCCGCCUGCGCAUGGCAGGACGCAUGGUCAUCAGCGAGAGACAGAGGCUGAUCCAGGCUCAGGCCGGCGCCAAAGAGGGCGGAGCAUCAGUGGACGACAGCUCCGCGGGGCCGUGGGGGAGAGAGAACGGGUCGGCGGCCGAGACAGACCCUCAGCCUUUGGAUGUGGAGAGACCAGCAGGGAAGGAGCCAGGACAGCAGCUUGGGGGCGGAACCAAAGAGGAGGAGGAGGAGGACGACGAAGAGGAGGAGGAGGAAGAGGAGGAGAAUAGUCCAUUUAAACCUUUCAUCAUACCAGAGGGCUGGUGUGUGCGUGUAAAAUGGCUGCUUUCCUGGCCAGUGAGCCUCCUGCUUCACUGCAGCGUGCCCGACUGUACUCUUCCACAGUGGCAACACUGCUACCUGCUGACCUUCCUCACCUCCACACUCUGGAUCGCCCUCUUCUCCUACCUCAUGGUCUGGAUGGUGUCCAUCAUCAGCUACACACUGGGAAUCCCCGAGGUCAUCAUGGGGAUCACCUUCCUGGCGGCCGGCACCAGUGUCCCUGACUGCAUGUCCAGCCUCAUCGUGGCCCGCCAGGGCCUGGGCGACAUGGCCGUGUCCAACUCCAUCGGCAGUAACAUCUUUGACGUGCUGCUGGGUCUGGGCUUCCCCUGGGCUCUGAGGACCCUGCUGGUCAGCUACGGCUCAGUGGUGCCAAUCAACAGCAGAGGCCUGGUUUACUCCGUCAUCCUUCUCUUGGCCUCGGUGACUCUCACUGUCCUGUGUGUGCACCUGAACCGCUGGAAGUUGGACCGCAGGCUGGGCGUCUGGCUCAUGCUGCUCUACGCCAUCUUCCUCUUUUGCUCCAUCAGCUUUGAGUGGCUGUAGAGAAGACGCACUUUGGCUUCUUUCACUACAGUCCAUUUCAUAAGAGCUCCUUUUGAUAUGAGAGGGUUUUGUACCUGCAACACAACUUUGUAGAAUACAGUCGGAACGUCCUCUUCAGUACUUGCACUUAGUCCAGGGGUCGGCAACCCGCGGCUCCUUGACCACUCUGAUGCGGCUCAGCUACAUACAUGCCGACCCCCACGAUUUUCCCAGGAGGUUUAUGGAUGUCAGUGUCUCUCAUAGAUUACUCCCAGGGAAAAAAUAAUCCUAUUUACACUCUAAUUACUAAAUAAAGGGCGUGCCCUAAUUGCACUGCAGUAAUUGUCCUCUAUAGCAUUUACAUACAGCGUGCCAGUCCAGCCACAUGUUGCAUGUUGUUAUUACUUGCACAUACAGGAGACAGCAAAGCAUAUUUACUCAUCAGCCACACAGCUUACACUGACGGUAGCCGUAUCAAACAACUUUAACAUUGUUACGUUACAAAUAUGCGCCACACUGUGAACCCACACCAAAAAAAUAAACACAUUUCUGGAGAACAUCCCACCGUAACACAACAUAAACACAACACAACCAUUACCCAGAAUCCCAUGCAGCCCUAACUCUUCCGGUCUACAUUAUACACCCCCCGCUACCACCAAAUCCCCCCACACAUCAACCCCCCCCCUCUCCGUGCGUUGGUUGAGCGGAAGAGUUAGGGCUGCAUGGGAUUCUGGGUAUUGGUACCGUCAGUGUAAGUCAUUACUUUCUUUAAUUUGUGAAACUUGCCAAAAUGGCUCUUUGAGUGGUAAAGGUUGCCGACCCCUGACUUAGUCCAUCAUGUGUUGUAAAGCAGUGGUCCCCAACCUUUUUGUAGCUGAAAAUUUUUCCCACAGACCAUUUUUAUUUAUUUUUUUUUCUUUUUUUUUCAUAAAGAAAUACAAUCAUGUGUGCUUACGGACUGUAUCCCUGCAGACUGUAUUGAUCUAUAUUGACAUACACAUACACAAUAUGUAUAUAUUGUGUUUUUUAUGUUGAUUUAAUUAAAAAAAACAAAACCCUUUUUUGAUUUAAUAAAAAAAAAAAAAAAAAAACUUUUUUGAUUUAAUUUAAAAAAAAUUUUUUUUUUUUUAUUUUUUUUUAUUUUUUUUUUUUUUAAAUUUCUUGCGCGGCCCGUUACCAAUCGGUCCGCGGCCCGGCGGUUGGGGACCACUGUCGUAAAUGACUCACGCUCGCUCAGCUGCAAGUUGUCUGCAAAGUGUUUGAUUGUUUGUGGCAGGA
Entelurus aequoreus (snake pipefish) is the source of this 3919-nucleotide messenger RNA. RefSeq names its product sodium/potassium/calcium exchanger 3-like. Gene Ontology annotation, molecular function: calcium, potassium:sodium antiporter activity; calcium channel activity. NCBI's taxonomy places the organism in Eukaryota, Metazoa, Chordata, Actinopteri, Syngnathiformes, Syngnathidae. Bases 824 to 2662 code for a protein of 612 amino acids. Gene Ontology annotation, cellular component: membrane. Gene Ontology annotation, biological process: intracellular calcium ion homeostasis; calcium ion transmembrane transport. The record is from RefSeq and is a predicted model, not a curated record. The transcript has 17 exons.